GGACCGUCGCCGAAGAAGCAUCUGGUGCUCGCGUUGUGCCAGCUGUCCUCGCGCACUCGGCCAGCGCUGGGCAUCGGAGACAGGCUCCUGCUGAGUAGGAUCAAGGAAUCUGCGAACCGGGACUAUGGCUGCUAACAUGGGGUCCAUGCGUAUCCUCAUCAAGGGGGGAAAGGUGGUUAAUGAUGACUUCACCCAGGAAGCAGAUGUCUACAUCGAGAACGGCAUCAUACAGCAGGUUGGAAAGGAGCUGAUGAUACCAGGCGGGGCUAAGGUGAUAGAUGCCUCUGGAAAGCUGGUGUUACCGGGCGGAAUUGACACGAGUGUGCAUCUGCAGGAGACCUUCAUGAACGCCACCAUCCAGGACGACUUCUACAGUGGGACCAAGGCGGCUCUGAUGGGUGGUACCACCAUGGUGAUGGGUCUGGUUCUGCCUGAACAACACUGCUCCCUGCUGGACGCCUACGAGAAGUGCAGGGCUCUGGCCGAUGCCAAGGCGUGCUGCGACUACGCUCUGCACGUCGGGCUAACCUGGUGGGGACCAAAGGUACGUAAUGAGAUGGAGACCCUGGUGAGGGAACAUGGAGUGAACUCCUUCCAGGUGUUCAUGGCCUACAAAGACAUGAUGAUGCUGCGGGAUUCAGAGCUCUACCAGACUCUGCAGACCUGUAAGGAUAUCGGUGCCAUUGCCCGAGUCCACGCUGAAAACGGAGAGCUGGUGGCCGAGGGUGCCAAAGAGGCUCUGGAUUUGGGCAUCAGUGGGCCGGAGGGAAUAGAGAUCAGUCGACCAGAGGAGCUGGAGUCUGAGGCCACUCACAGAGCCAUCACCAUUGCCAACAGGGCUCGCUGCCCAAUCUACCUGGUAAAUGUGUCCAGUAUGUCUGCUGGUGAUAUGAUCGCUGCUGCUAAGAUGCAGGGUAAGGUGGUCCACGGGGAGACUACAGUUGCUCACGCAGUGUUGAAUGGGAUGCAGUAUUACCACCAGGAUUGGGCUCAUGCCGCCGCCCAUGUCAUCGUCCCUCCACUCCGCCUCGACCCAAACACACCCAGCUACCUCAUGGGCCUGCUGGGCAAUGACAAUCUGAGCGUGGUGGCAUCAGAGCACCGUCCAUUCAGCACCAAGCAGAGAGCCUUGGGCAAAGAGGACUUCACCAAGAUCCCUCAUGGAGUGCCUGGAGUCCAGGACAGGAUGAGCGUCAUUUGGGAGAGAGGAGUGGUACGUACACAUGUCAAACGCACACAUAAAAACCUGAGAUCAGCCAUGAACCACACAAUUUAUCAUCCACAACCAGUGGAUGUGGAAACUCAGGCUUAUAAAGGGGUGGACAGGGAUCCGUACUCUGGUGAUGUGGCCAAGGUUGCAAACACCAUGAAGAAGGAACUCGGUUUGGGCCCCAUAGAUGGAGAGACGCCCAACAAAGCCUGCGCUCGAGUGCACACCGGAAUCCGAGACCUUCACGAGUCCUCUUUCAGCCUCUCAGGGUCUCAGGUCGAUGACCACAUCCCGAAGAGGUCCUCGGCUCGGAUCCUGGCCCCUCCCGGCGGCCGCUCCAGUGGUAUCUGGUGUGUGUGUGUGUGUGUGUGUGUGUGUGUGUGUGUGUGCAGGACAAUCUCUGUGAGCACUCAGGUGCAGGGCGGAGACUUCAACCUGUACGAAGGGAUGCGUUGCCACGGCGUCCCUCUGGUCACCAUCAGCCGGGGGCGUUUGGUGUGUGAGAACGGCGUGUUCAUGUGCGCCGAGGGGUCCGGAAAGUUCUACCCACAGCGUACUUUCCCCGACUACCUCUACAAGAAGAUGGUGCAGAGGGAAAAGACUCAGGCUUAUAAAGGGGUGGACAGGGAUCCGUACUCUGGUGAUGUGGCCAAGGUUGCAAACACCAUGAAGAAGGAACUCGGUUUGGGCCCCAUAGAUGGAGAGACGCCCAACAAAGCCUGCGCUCGAGUGCACACCGGAAUCCGAGACCUUCACGAGUCCUCUUUCAGCCUCUCAGGGUCUCAGGUCGAUGACCACAUCCCGAAGAGGUCCUCGGCUCGGAUCCUGGCCCCUCCCGGCGGCCGCUCCAGUGGUAUCUGGUAACCGCUGGUGUUGGAGCUUCAUCCGUCCAAGCCGCCGUUUUUUUGUACAUUUCUGAACAACCAGAAAAACUGCACUGAUUUUCAAUCACAGGAUAAAAAGUAAAGAUGGCAAAAAAAAUUCAAGCACGCGUCUGUGAUUGGUGACGAAACGCCGAUGAUCAGAGAUUCUAAUCUGUGUCUUAAUUGGAGCGACUGCUCUGAUUGAAGGGCUGUCUCUGGAUUUAAAUUGUUCUGCCAAAAUCGAGCUGAUCAUACUAACUCUGAUAAAGUCCGCUCAUUAUCACCCUGCCUGUAUCGUAAACUGUGAAAUGUCAAAACCAGUACAGUUUUUGAUGGUUUGAACUGAAGUGAUGUCGACCGAAUUAUUUAAAACUGUAUCUAUUACACCCCCGUCUCUCACACACACACACACACACACACGCACGCACACACAGGCGUACACUGUAGACACCAUAGCUUUAGACUCAUGUGAAGUCUAUGUGUGUGGGUCCUGUUUGUGGUUACACC
This is a messenger RNA of Neolamprologus brichardi, 2580 nucleotides long. The record is from RefSeq and is a predicted model, not a curated record. NCBI's taxonomy places the organism in Eukaryota, Metazoa, Chordata, Actinopteri, Cichliformes, Cichlidae.